CCCACCUGUUAGGGUUUUGCCCCAAUUCCCUCUUCUUUCAAUUUCUAGGGUUUAUGUUGUCACCGGAAUUCGACUCAAUUUCACAGCUUUUCUGAUUCUGAUUGCCUUCUUGUUGCGUCAAUUUUAAUUACCGCUUUGAAAUUUAGACUUUUUUUUUACGCGCAGUAAAAUUCGAAAUUUUUGGGAUUGGGGGUUUGGGGAGGUGGGGUUUAAUUGGCUCUGGGUGAAGUGAGAAUUGAAGGAUUGUGAAGUGAAAUUUUUGAUUCGGAGGAGAAAGAAUGUUGGGUUUGAAGAUGGGUUGAUGUGAAAGUUAAAUUUUUCUCAAUGUGAUUUUUUUUUACUGUUACAGCAUGAAUGAAGUAUCUUAAGACGAGGGAGAUGGAUGUGAAGAGGUACAAUGCAGCUCAGGCAUUUGGUUCUGGCCUGCAUUUUCUGGGAGGGCAUGGCUUUGUCGAUUGGCGAAGAGGUCCUGGAGUCAGCCGGCUUCGUAGUUUGAUUAGAAAGAAGAUUACUGACAGAUUCUUGGGGUGUACUAAUGUGGCGGGAAACCACCUAGCAUCUGAUUUUGUGCUUGGCAUUGAAACCCAGCUAUUUAUGGAGGCUGCUUCACAGGACGACUAUGUGAAUGAGCAGACUCUGAAUGAUCGGGUGCUAAGUGCAGUUCAGGGCUAUCUGUAUGGUGCAAAGUCUGGUGGAAGUUCAAAUGACUUCCGUAUGAAAACUUCAGGGAUGCCACAAGGUUAUUGCAUCUCAAAUGCUGCAGAGACAUCUGUUCUUUGCUCGAGUACUGGAUCCAACUCCAUUGGGGCCCCUGUGGAUUAUUAUAAGCAGGGAGAUGCUUAUGGAUUCAAUACUUGUGAUGUGGACGUGCCUUCCUCAUUGGGCUCAUGGCAGGGUUCAUCUGAGACUGUUCUUCCUCUGGAGAACAGUUCAUCAGUCUCUGCUUAUUCCAAUGCCAAUCACUUCUCUGUUGUUGGAGGUUUAGAUGAUGGAACAUUUUCCCAUGGCGAGAACCUCCAGUACAGUUUUGAUGUAUCAUAUAAUUGUCAUGUUCAACAGCAAUAUCUUGACCACGGUGAAAUUGGAGCCUCUAAACUCACAAGUUGUCUGGGGAGUAACGAGAAUGCUGAAUCCAUGGUUUCUCCAUCUUCGUUUGGAGAAUGUUCAAUGUUCUCCUAUUCUAACUUAAUGACCCCCCAUCAUGUUGCAAUGCAAGUCCCUGAUGUCGCAACUCAUGAGGAUAUACUGCAGUCUGAAUCCAUCAUAGGAAAGUCUCAAAAUAACCUCAAACGACCCCAUCACCCCUAUUUGCAACCCUUAGUUCUUUCAGAGCAGUCACAAAGUUUUCAGCAGUCUGUUUCAGGUGGACACUGUUUAGGAAAUAUUGAAGACAUGCCUUCAAAAAGGUUGAAGAUGGAAAGUAAAAAGGAAAGCUUUCACUUAUUGGCUCCUGAAGGACUUCCAAACUUUCAGCCACACUCAAAAUCCGUAAUAAUUAAAUCUCAAGAAAACCAAAUUCAACCGUAUGAUCCAUAUUUGCAGCCUCAAGUUUCUUCAAAACAGUCAGAAUGUGAUGAACAGCCUACUUCAGAUGGACUCAGUUCUGGAAAUAAUGAAGAUCCACUGAUUUUCUCAAAAAGGGAUAAGAUGAAAAUCAAAUGGGAAAAUUCUUCUUCCUCGCCUCCAUCGGUUGUUCAGACCUGUAUUUCAGAAGGACUUUCAAACCUGCAGCACCAGUUUGAAUCUCCUUUAUCUGUUAAUUCUGAAGUAAAAGAAGCAAGGUUGGAACCAGUUGGAAGUACUAUACACAGUUCCAUGAGAAACUAUGAUGUUAGUGAUGCAGACAAUAUUAAACUCAAUGAUGAAAAUGUACCAGUUCUGCCUGGAGUAUUUGCUGGUUAUCAGAGGGAGCAAAUAGACCCUUCUAGCACCCGUGAUGUUAUAGGAAGUAUGAAACAAGUUUCUGGAAGGACAGGCUCGAGGAGUAUCAAUUUAUCUUUUCAAGACCUUAGUGUUGAUUCUAAAGACGGAGGAGUAAGGACUGAGUUUAUCCAAACAGAGCCAAAACCAGAGUGUGAUCUUAUGGAAGUGAAGCCGGGUCUUUCCUUAACUGAACUCUUCACAUCAGAGCAGAUCAAGGAACAUCUGUCGAGUCUUAGGCACAGCAUUGAUCAGGGUAACUUGAUGGAAGAUAAAGGAAUCAGUGAGCAAGUGUGUCAGCUGUGUGCAAUUGGUAAGAGGUCGUUUGCCCCAGCACCAAUGUAUUGUUCAUGCUGUAGUGCCCGUAUAAAACGCAGCGUAAACUACUAUCGCACACUAGACGAGCAUGCUGUACGCUUUUGUUUUUGUUCAAUGUGCUAUAAAGUGUCUCGAGGUGGAAAUAUCUCCUUUCGUGGUAUCUCUGUUUCAAAGGCAACACUUGGCAAAAAAAAGAAUGAUGAUGAAAUUGAAGAAUCAUGGGUUCAAUGUGAUAACUGUGAUGGCUGGCAACAUCAGAUAUGUGCUCUCUACAAUGAUAAAAGUGAUUUGGAUGGCAAAGCGGAGUACAUAUGUCUCAAAUGCUUGUUAAAAGAGACAGAACUUGGAGACCGCAAACCCUUGGUUGAAAAUGCUGUUUUCGGUGCUAAAGAUCUCCCAACUACCAAGCUUAGCGACCACUUAGAGAAAAGACUUAUUAGAUGCCUCAAGCAAGAGAGAGAAGAGAGAACAAAAGCUCAAGGAGAAGGAUUUUCUGAGGUUUCAAGAGCGGAAGGUCUUGUUGUCAGAGAGGUUUUAUCUGUUCAGAAAACAGUAAUAGUGAAGCAGCAGUUUUUAGGUCUCUUUCAUGACGAGAAUUACCCUACUGAAUUUCCGUACAGAUUGAAGGUUAUUCUAUUGUUUCAGAAGAUUGAAGGUGUAGAUGUAUGCCUUUUUGGAAUGUAUGUGCAAGAGUUUGGCUCAGAAUGUAGUCCUCCAAAUAAGCGAUGUGUUUAUAUCUCGUAUCUUGAUUCCAUCAAGUACUUCAGGCCUGAGAUAAAAACUGUGACAGGAGAAGCUCUUCGUACCUUUGUUUACCAUGAAAUCCUCAUAGGUUACCUUGAUUUUUGCAAGAAACGAGGUUUCGUGACCUCCUAUAUAUGGGCAUGCCCCCCAUGUAAGGGUGAAGAUUAUCUUUUAUAUUGCCAUCCACCAGAGCAGAAAACUCCCAAGUCUGAUAAGCUGCGUCACUGGUAUCAGGUAAUGAUAAAAAAAGCAACAGAAGAAAAAAUUGUGGUUGGUUCCACUAAUUUAUAUGAUCGCUUUUUUAUCCCUACUGGGAAGUGCAACUCCAAGGUAACAGCUGCUCGUUUGCCAUAUUUUGAUGGCGACUAUUGGUCCACUGCUGCUGAAGAUUUGAUAAAGAAGAUGGAGCAGGAAAAAACAAAUGAGAAAAAGACAGUAAGAACGAGAACUUUGAAAGCGAUGGGACAUACAAGUCCGUCUGAUGGUUCAACAAAAGAUAUUCUACUGAUGCAAAAGCUGGGUCAAACCAUUUUACCUAUAAAGGGGGAUUUCAUGGUUGUCUACUUGCAGUAUGUUUGCACCCACUGCCAUGAAGCAAUAUUGUCUGGGGUCCAAUGGUCAUGCAGCCAUUGCAAAAAUUUUCACCUGUGUGAAAGAUGCCAUGAUGUUGAGCGUAACCUUUAUGGGAGAGACGUUCACAUUUCGAUCAACAAGGAACAACAUGUGCUCGCUCAAGUUAUGGUGAACGAUAUUCUUCCUGAUACUGAGGGUGAAGAUGUUAUUCUGAACAAUGACUUAAUUGAGAAUAGGUAUUCUUUCUUGAGUUUUUGUGAGAAAAAUCAUUAUCAGUUUGACACACCUCGCCGGGCCAAGUAUUCCUCAAUAAUGAUUUUGCAUCACCUUCGGAAUCUAACUGCGAGAACUGCUGGGAACAUAUGCAGCAUUUGCCAUAAAGAUGGUGUAACUGAUCGGAUCUGGGUAUGUGGGGUCUGCCCAGAGUUUGAUGUCUGUGCAAAAUGCUAUCAAGAGAAAGGCAGUUCUUGUCACAUACAUAAAUUGACCCCGACAGUUUGCCAUAAAGAAAAGAGCUCUCCCACUAUUAGUCAUGUGACCGAUGACUCUCCUUCAGUUAGCCGUGUGACAGAGCGCUCUCCUGCUGUCAACCAUGUGACAGAGAGCUCUUCCUCAGUUAGCCAUGUGAUGGAGAGAUCUCCCCCACUGAGCCAUGCGACUAGGAGUACUAAAGCACAGUUAAAUGCAGUGAUGAUAAAGAAAAUGGUUGAUGCUAUGCAACAUGCGUCUAGAUGUCCAGCUACCACCAGUCAGCCUUGCUCUUACCCAGACUGUCUCCAAAUAAGAAAGUUAUUUUGGCAUGUAUGUAGAUGCACUGUUAGAGUACCUGGAGGUUGUACCCUCUGUCAGAAGGCAUGGAUUGGAAUGAAGUCUCAUUCUGUACACUGUAAAGAAUCAAAUUGCAGAGUACCACGUUGCAUGGACAUGAGGAAAUUUGCAGAGCAGCAGCAGGCACAGACGACCAAUCAGAUAGCUAGCAAUGAAGGUUGCUGAGAGAUGGUUCAAUUGUACAGAUAGAUGGACUGUCAACACCAGCAGCCUGGCAGAGUAGUAGCAUCUUCAACAGCACAGGAUCCCAAGUACAUUACUGUUACACCUAACUUGAAAGAACAUCACCCUCUAGGCUUCCCCUUUUAAGGGGUUAGGGUGCCCUUGUAAGUUUAGUAGCAAUUUUUGAAAACCACAUGAUCAAUAAAAUCGUUUUCGAUUAAAUCAUUGAAAGAUCAACAGUCGGAAGGAUUGUUUCCCUUUCUCAAAGGGAGCUGCGAUUCCUUU
Molecule: messenger RNA, 4830 nt
Organism: Argentina anserina (silverweed cinquefoil)
Lineage: Eukaryota; Viridiplantae; Streptophyta; Magnoliopsida; Rosales; Rosaceae
Product: histone acetyltransferase HAC12-like
Exons: 11
Coding region: 355-4548 (1397 amino acids)
Biological process (GO): positive regulation of transcription by RNA polymerase II
Cellular component (GO): histone acetyltransferase complex; transcription regulator complex
Molecular function (GO): chromatin DNA binding; zinc ion binding; histone acetyltransferase activity
Source: RefSeq, a predicted model, not a curated record